AUGAAUAUAUCUAUUUUGUUGAGGCAUUCAGGAAUUUGGGCUAGCAAAGUUAAUUAUGAAGGAUACAAAAGUGAUGGAAUUGUUGUUGGACAAUCAAUUUCAUUUAUGAAUCUCAAGGCAGCCAUUACAGCCGAGUUAGAGAUCAAUGAGGUAAGAAAAACUAUUGAAAUUCGAUACAUCGUAGAAGGUAAUUCAUGUCCGAUGAAAAUUAAGAACGACAUGGGUGUUAGACUAUAUUUAGAAGUGAAAAAAAGUGAGCCUGAUUUUGCAAUGUAUCCAUUAUGUAUUGAUACAACAGAUAAAAUUGGUGGUGAGAUACAUAGCUUUGAUGGAACAUGCAGAGAGAUUACAUGUAUCGAAGAUACAACAAGGGAUACAGAAGCUCUUGCAGUGGUUGAAUCAAGAAUUUGUGAUUCAUAUUAUAUUCCAGAAUUAGAAGUUACAAAUUACAUAAUUGAUUCAAACAGUAUAGAUGUGAAGACAUGUCAAUUGUAUAACGAUAAAGCAACACUAAUAGAUGUGAUGGCCAAAUAUAAAAUAAAGAACAACUUCAAUUGCAAAGUAAAAAGAUCUGAUAGACAAAGCUCUGUGUUGGUGUGCUUUUCGAUUGAAUGUGGUUGGACUAUGAAGGCUUCAUGCAGGAAAAACACUGAUGGUUUCAAAGUAAGAUACUUUGAUAGUAAACAUACAUGUCCAGUGCGGGAUAUGAUACUAACCAAAGUCCAAGCAACAGUUGGGUUUGUUAGUGGUGUGACUGUUCCUAAAUUGGUCAAUCAUAAACGAAUUCAUACUCCAAAAGAUAUAAUUGAUGAUAUUAGAGAAUUCUAUGGGGUUCAAAUAUCUUACCAGUAA
Solanum verrucosum is the source of this 852-nucleotide messenger RNA. RefSeq lists its product as uncharacterized. Lineage: Eukaryota; Viridiplantae; Streptophyta; Magnoliopsida; Solanales; Solanaceae. Bases 1 to 852 code for a protein of 283 amino acids. The transcript has 2 exons. The record is from RefSeq and is a predicted model, not a curated record.